Molecule: messenger RNA, 2902 nt
Organism: Oncorhynchus nerka (sockeye salmon)
Lineage: Eukaryota; Metazoa; Chordata; Actinopteri; Salmoniformes; Salmonidae
Product: P2X purinoceptor 1-like
Exons: 14
Coding region: 203-1486 (427 amino acids)
Biological process (GO): response to ATP; calcium ion transmembrane transport
Cellular component (GO): nuclear inner membrane; plasma membrane
Molecular function (GO): ATP binding; extracellularly ATP-gated monoatomic cation channel activity; purinergic nucleotide receptor activity
Source: RefSeq, a predicted model, not a curated record
GAAUGAGGAAGUGUGAGAGAGGGAAGGGUGACGGGGAGGAGGACCGCCUGUGAGGAGAGAGAGAGAGACAGUCAAAGAAAGAGACGAAGAGAGCGAGAGAGGGAGAAAGUCCAACACAGCUACUGAAACGUGUCAGCUGUUGGUUAAGGGAGGCUGAAGAAUAAUUAAGGGAGGCUGAAGAAGGGAGGUAGAGAGAGAGUGUAUGUAUACCAGUGGGGUUGAGAGACCUUCUUCUCUCCAGCGGAGCAGCAAGAUGAAGAGUUUCAUCACAAACACCCUCUCUGACUUCUUCUUCGAGUACGAGACCCCCCGUCAGGUGCUGGUACGGAACAGGAGGGUGGGGGUCGUGUGCCGAUUGAUCCAGCUGGGGGUCCUGGCUUACAUCAUCGGGUGGGUGUUCAUCUAUGAGAAAGGCUACCAGUCGUCAGACACGGCCGUGGGUUCCGUCUUGACUAAGAUGAAGGGGGUGGGAUACACCAAUGUGACCGGAGAGGAGAGGAUCUGGGACGUGGCUGACUAUGUCUUCCCUGUACAGGGGGACUCUUCUUUUGUGGUGAUGACCAACUACAUUAUGACCAAAGGUCAGAAAAUUGAAAAAUGUUCUGAGCCCCCAAACUCGAAGAAUCGAUGCAGCUCUGACGCAGACUGUGAAGGGAGUUCAGAACGUACGGGAGAUGGACAUAUGACGGGGAAGUGUUUGGUGAACACAACCAAGAUGUGUGAGGUGCUAGCCUGGUGUCCUGUGGAAGAUGACGGCAGUAUCCCAGACCCUGCGCUGUUGAUGUCGGCAGAGAACUUCACACUGUUCAUCAAAAACACAAUCAACUUUCCAGCCUACGAUGUUACGAGGUGUAACCUCGUAGAAGGUAUCGACAAUCAGUACAUCAAAAGUUGCCUGUAUGACCCAAAGACGUCCCCACUGUGUCCCAUUUUCAGACUGGGCGACUUGGUACAGAUGUCUGGCUUCAACUUCGCCGCCAUAGCCAAAGUGGGUGGGGCGAUUGGUAUCAUCAUUGACUGGACCUGUAACCUGGACCAUGACCAGUCAGACUGUAAACCGAUCUACUCCUUCCACGGUCUCUAUGGAAACCCCGACGAGGCAGACACGGCCAGAGCAUCUGUGGGCUACAACUUCAGGUAUGCAAAGCACUAUAUGGAGGACACACAGGAGAAAAGAACGCUUCUGAAAGUGUUUGGGAUUCGAUUUGACAUCAUUGUUCGUUCAGUGGCCAGAAAAUUUGAUAUCAUUCCAACACUAACAGCUAUAGGAUCUGGUGUUGGAAUCUUUGGAGUGGCGACUGUAGUAUGUGAUCUGAUUCUCCUGUAUCUACUACCCAAGAGGGAAUUCUACAACAACAUGAAAUUCAAGGUCACUGAAACGAUGGAGAAGGAACCUUUAGAUGAGUUCAAGUCUGAAAAAGAAGUAUCCAAGAAGCAUUCAGAAGAGGUUCUAGUGCAUCAUGAGGCACCACUGUCAGAGUCUUAGCCCCUACAGCAGCUGCCUGGAUCAGCUCAGUCUUAAGAGUGAUUCUGCAGAGGGGUCCUGACUCCUGGGCUCCAGUCUGCAGUAACAGCUGGCUGCGACUCCAACAGACUGACUCCAGACUGCACUGAGACAUCUUAAAGCAUAAAACAAGUGUGAUGGUUUUCUGCCUUGUGUUCACUCUCCAGCUCAAUGAUUCAACUGCUAUUUAAUUGCCUUCAAAUCCUGUCAACAGAUCUCAAACAAUGCCCUUCCGGCUCAAUGAUUCAACUGCUAUUUAUUGCUUUCAAAUGUCAACAGACCUCAAACAAUGCUCUCAGUUUAGGAUAUUUUUUUAUUUUACCUUUAUUUAACUAGGCAAGUCAGUUAAGAACAAAUUCUUAUUUACAAUGACAGCCUAGGAACAGUGGGUUAACUGCCUUGUUCAGGGGUAGAACCACAGAUUUUUACCUUGUCAGCUCAGGGAUUCGAUCUAGCAACCUUAGUGGCCCAACGCUCUAACCACUAGCCUACCUGCCGCCCCUACCCUCUAACCACUAGGCUACCCUGCCGCCUCUACACUCUAACCACUAGGCUACCUGCCGAGAUAGAUAGUUACGGAACAUUCUUUCAGACAGCCACCCUCCUUUGUUUGUCUAAUAAUAAUAAUCAGGGAGACAGUUUAAUCAUUGGAAUGUGAUACAAAACAAGGCAUCGAUGUGCUUUAGGAGCGCUGUUCUCUCAAUGUGUCAUAAUUAGAACUAUGUGUUAGUUUGUGUUAGUUUAGGGUUGGUUCAUUAACUGAAAGAAUAAUGCGUUUUAUAACACAUUCGUUACCUUAAAGUACCCUGGUUUAUUAAUACAUUUUAUAAUAUCUGUUUAUAACACAUUCGUUACCUUAAAGCCGUGGUCCACUCAGAAACAUUCUCUAUUUUCUAUGUGGACACAUUUCUACACAUUUUGUCAUGGGGUGCAGGGAAAAUGUUGCCGUUUUAAAGGUUAUUUUCUUGCAAUUCUAUACAUUUUGCCAUGUCUAAUGUGUAUAUUUGAGUGACUCUAACAUUACUACAAAAUCUCUGGGCUACAAAACGUUAGCUGACGUGGGCUAGUAGAUCUGGACAGUUUCUGACACGUUAUAAAUAUCUCUCUAAGGUCUGUAAUGACUGACAGGACAAGAGGAACUGAGGAUGUACUUCCCAAUAUAGUGUAUUCUACUAUUACAACUUUCAAGAGUAAGUUGAAAGCCGGUUUCCAACCUCUUCCAUCAGCACAGCACAUACCAUGUUGUCUUCAAGAAGCAGAAGAAUUAGAUGACUACUGGCGCGGGGUAUUCCACCUUGAAAUACUGUAAUAAUGACAUAUUUUUGAUCUUUAAAUCUUUCUCAUCAAUCAACAAGUUUGUGAUUGAUACGCAAAUUCAAUAAAACAUUGUUGACGGUU